This is a messenger RNA of Gymnodraco acuticeps, 1304 nucleotides long. RefSeq lists its product as uncharacterized. The record is from RefSeq and is a predicted model, not a curated record. The transcript has 9 exons. NCBI's taxonomy places the organism in Eukaryota, Metazoa, Chordata, Actinopteri, Perciformes, Bathydraconidae. The coding region runs from base 145 to 1038 and encodes 297 amino acids.
CUGGAUGUCCAACCACUGAUCUGAGCUCUGAGGACGAAGCAGGUGAACGUGGGAAAAGAAGAGUAAGGCCAAAUCCUGUGUACAUGGAGUCAGAUGGGGAGUCAGAAACCAGCUGUGUGAAGAGAACAUUUGCCAAGCCACCUGAUGUUCAUUGUCCUACAGUGCUCCCAGAAUCCAGCCAGUACCCCUCAGGACCAACCCCAAAUGCAAGCAGUGCCUCUGGAGGAAGCCACUCGGAGGAUGUUCUGUCAAUUCACCAGGCUGACAAUGGCUUUUGUGGAAGCUAUUUGGCGGAGUUGGACCAGUCACUGUAAUGAUGGAUUGCCAACAUAUAACUCCAGCCCCUACCACGCUAUGCCAUUAGAGAAAGCAAGGAAUGACGGCGGUGCCAGCUAUGCACAUGGCUCAAGAUUAGCUGACUUCAGCGCACUGGGCUUGGCUCACCUGACCCCGCAGCACCCAUCCCACCCCCCUUCAGCUCCAGAAACACCACGGGGGAGAUUAUAUGGAGAGGAAUCAAGCAGAGUGUUGAAAGACAUUGCUGCCAUGACAACCACGAAGAUGCUUACCGAGCUAUGUAUGGAGGUGAAGCAGAUCUCACGUGACAUUAACUUUAUAAAGACGGAACUUGCUAAACUAAACAUUCAUGGAGCUGGACCAGAGUCACAAGAAGACAACUUCCCCAUAAUGCUUCCACUCACCAACGAGGAGAAGUUUGAUGAGACUGAAGCUGCUUUGAGGGAGGAAGCAGUCCGUCGAAAGAUGAUUACCCGCCUGGCAUUAGUCGGAGGGACCAACUCGGAAAAUAUGAUCCGGCGAAUGCUAUCCGCUGCCAUGACAAACAGUCUAGCCUGCAUCUUCAACUGGGUGGGAAAGGGAGAGAAGAGGGCCUUCAAGGACACGCUGAUAAAGGACUGCAUGUUUGCUGCUGCUCGUCAAUUUGACCGCAGGCUGACGGAAUUGACAUUCAGGGUUGGAGUGCAGAAGUGGCUACGUUACGCACCGGAGAGGAAUGGCGGUGUACCAAGGAAAAAAUAGUUAAACGGACAUUGUUCAAAGUUGGGGUGUUUUCGUUCAUGUUGAACUGGGGUCUUAUAGAUCUGAGUUUAUAGUUAAGACUGCCUUUCCACCGAGUAUGACAACCCUGUUUGCAGUUGCCAGGUUUUUAUGUCAUCUGGAGUUUCAGAGCAAAUAUAAUUUGAACUACAGUUGAUGGCCAGAUCAUUGUCUCUAAGGAGCUUCCUCCACUUAAAGGUCCCAUGUCAUGCUUUCCCGGUUAUUACCCGUCCCCUUGUUGUUAUGUA